Babjeviella inositovora NRRL Y-12698 is the source of this 1290-nucleotide messenger RNA. Its product is annotated as beclin 1. Gene Ontology annotation, cellular component: phosphatidylinositol 3-kinase complex, class III, type I; phagophore assembly site; phosphatidylinositol 3-kinase complex, class III, type II. The transcript has a single exon. Lineage: Eukaryota; Fungi; Ascomycota; Pichiomycetes; Serinales. Gene Ontology annotation, biological process: autophagosome assembly; autophagy; cellular response to nitrogen starvation. The record is from RefSeq and is a predicted model, not a curated record. Bases 1 to 1290 code for a protein of 429 amino acids.
AUGUUUCACUGCGAACGGUGUCAUCUCCCAAUCAAGAUCCACGAAUCGCUCUAUGACUUGAGUGCUGCCCAGCUUGACUUGCUUGUGGCUAGCAAGACAAAGCCUGACGAUCACCUUGCGCCCGUGGUACCGGCGGACCGGCUCCAGAUACUCGAAGAAGCCAGUAAUGCGCCGGCACGUAGCACCAAAAACUAUUAUGAUGCGGAUGUAGACCGCUCGUUUGUGAUGUUGCCAAAGCAGAAGCAUAGCGAGACCCACACCAACAUCUCCGCUCGUUUCAACACGCUCGCGACGGUGUUUGAGGUGCUAUCCGCGACGUAUGAGAUCGACUACCCCGUAUGCUCCGACUGUGUGACCUUGCUCGUGGACACAAUGAAAGCACGCUUUGAUAGCAGCGCCAGGGAGAAGGACACUUACAUUCUGUUCCUUCGGAAGCUCAAAGAUCAACCAGGGCCAAAGCUCCACUCCAAUGACGUUUUAGCGGAAAUGGCGGGGCUUAAGGAGCAGGAAGAGGCCCUGGUGGCGGAGUUGGCGGCGUUGGAGGCGCAGAAAAUGGCGCUUGAACUGGAAAUGACCGCGAUAGAGGCUGAAUUUGUGACCCUCAAUGCCGAGGAGGAGGCGUUUCUCGUGGCUAGAAACAAGCUUGACGCAGAGAUUUCGGACUUUCACUGUGAGCGAGAUCGGGUCACGACACAGUAUCGUGCAAACCUUGCACAAUUGGAUGCUCUUCGCGCUACCAAUAUCUAUGGUGACGUGUUUCGCAUUUCGCACGAGGGACCGUUUGGGUGUAUCAACGGCUUGCGAUUGGGCAGUUUGGCGAACGAGCGAGUCCUGUGGAACGAGAUUAACGCGGCACUUGGUCAGGUGGUGUUGCUUUUGGCCACGCUUGUGCGCGCGUUCGACGUGACGACUCCUGAGUACCGACUCCGGCCGAUGGGCUCUCAGAGCAAGAUCGAGCAGAUUGGACAGAGCGAGAGGACGCCAGCUGCAAAAAAGGUGACAGUAUUGGAGGCGUUUUCUUCGGGAGAGUACUCCAUUGAGCGCUUGUUCACUCACGGGAAGUUGGACGCCGCGAUGGUCGCGCUAGUGGAUGUGGUACGCGCGAUCUGGAGCAAGAUACAGGAGACAGAUAGUAGUAUGGAUCUUCCGUACAAGAUGGUGGGCGAGGAGGUGGGUGGGGUGAGCAUUAAACUAUCGGCAAGGACGGUGAGCGAGGAGUGGACAAUGGCGUGCAAGUUUUUGCUUACGAACGUAAAGUGGUUAGUGGCAUACGCGGCGAACAAGGGGUAA